GACUGAUGGUCACUCAGUGGUAAAACAGCAGAUGUUGAUGGAGCACUGAACAGUGGUGUGAAUCUAAAAAGAGAGAUUAAUCCGAGAACGUUUCCUCAUCGAAUGACACCGAAGUGAAGAUCCUGAGAACUCAGCACCAUGAGUCGUCCACGGGGCUACAAAGAAGGUUCAACAGGUGAAGCUCCUGCCUCUCAACAAACAAAAUCUACCAGAGGGUCAAAGUUCACAUCAGAGAGAGUGGCCCUGAUGGUUCUCUGUGCUCUGAUGGCAACUGCUGCCAUUGUUAUUUAUGGUCUCUAUUUAGAUAAUUUCCUAACUCUCCAAACACUGAGAGAUGAGAAUGAAGCUCUGAAAAGAAACCUCACAGAGAGACUCAGUGAGACAAAACCAUGCACCACAGUGCAGCCUGUGUCCACAAAACCUCCUGAAGUAAAAGAGAGACUCAGUGAAACAAAACCACACACCACAGUGCAGCCUGUGUCCACAAAACCUCCUGAAGUAAAAGAGAGACUCAGUGAAACAAAACCACACACCACAGUGCAGCCUGUGUCUUCAAAACCUCCUGAAGUAAAAGAGAGACUCAGUGAAACAAAACCAUGCAUCACGGUGCCCCCUGUUUGCCCAACACCUCCUGAAGUAAAAAUAAAUGAUUCAUGUCUGAAGUGUGAAACAGGCUGGGAGCAACAUGGACAGUGUUAUUUUUUCUCCACUGGUAUUGCAUCCUGGGAAAUCAGUGGAGACCUGGUUAAGAUAGACAGCAGAGAGGAGCAGAAAUUCCUGGAGUAUAGACUGAGAGAAAAAAUGGAUAAUCCUGACGACAAGUUCUGGAUCGGACUGACAGACUCAAAGACAGAGGGUGAAUGGUUGUGGGUGGACGACUCACCACUGAACACAAGUCUGCGUUUUUGGAGGAAAGGGGAACCAGAUGACUGGAAAGGAAAUGGUACUGAUGGAGAGGACUGUGUGAGGAUGGGAGAGAAAGAAGGAGCGUCAGACCUCCUGUGCUGGUAUGAUCAAUCCUGCGAAACGCCUCACAGACGUAUUUGUGAGAAACGAGCUGGACUUUGGGGAUAACUGUCCAUGUAUCUCAAAUCCAGCUGAACUUGAAUUUUCAGCCUAUUCACUGCUACAAUCUUAGUAAAAGAUUAAGAGCAUAGAGCACUGCUAUUUUUCAUAAGCUAAUGUCAAAAACAAUUUAAAGCCUUGCAAACUUUAAAAUGCAGUUUAUUAAAGCUCCUUUACA
Molecule: messenger RNA, 1243 nt
Organism: Lates calcarifer (barramundi perch)
Lineage: Eukaryota; Metazoa; Chordata; Actinopteri; Centropomidae
Product: C-type lectin domain family 4 member C-like
Source: RefSeq, a predicted model, not a curated record